This is a messenger RNA of Cuscuta epithymum, 1471 nucleotides long. The record is from the annotation of a GenBank genome assembly. Lineage: Eukaryota; Viridiplantae; Streptophyta; Magnoliopsida; Solanales; Convolvulaceae.
GGGCCGAGUCUUCUUUUCAAAGUCGAGAUGAUUUUGAAACGGAUUACCAACGGAGAGAUGAUAUGAUGAUGUCCGACGAGCAUCUACAAAACCUAUUGUCCCAAAACGAUCCACGCUUUGCACAAGAACAACCCAUCCCGACAACCAUUGAUGAAGAGGAGCUCGAGGAUGACGAUGCGGAGGAGGACGUGGGGGGCGACGGGACUCACGGCACCCCGGAUGAUGAGCAAGACUUGGAGGAAGAGGGCGGUUCAACCCAAACUGGUAAGAAAUCUAAAUCUCCUAUUAUUGAAAACAAUUUUACAAAAAGGAAAGACAAAAAUACCGAAAAAUGGUACGCAAGUUGCAAUCAUUGCGGCAAAGAGUAUAGCUUGGGAACUUCUGGCGGAUACGGGAGUCUCACAAGGCAUCUUAAGUCCGCCCAUCUUGUGGAGUAUGCGAAAAUAGACAAGGGCAAGGGGAAGCAAACACAAAUAUCGAGGUUUGCAAAUUCUCAACCCUUUGGUAAUUUCUCCUAUGAUGAUCAAAAACAUUUGACUGGUAUGUCUCAUUUAAUUGUUGAAGAAAAUUUACCCUAUAUUUUUUCCGAAAGUCUUGCUUUAAGAGAUUAUGCUCAAGGCACUUUAAAUCCUCAAUUUAGAAAUUAUAGUCGCAAAACGAUUAAAAAAGAAGUUAUAAGGCAAUAUAACUUCGAAAAAGAAAAUUUACAAACAUUUUUCGCAAACUUUAAUGGACGUGUUAGUAUUUGUAGCGAUAUAUGGGAGGAUACUUAUCAUCAUUUAUAUUAUUUGGGUCUUACUGCACAUUAUAUUGAUGAUGAUUGGAAUAUGCAUAAACGUGUUCUUGCUUUUCGUGAAUUCAAUGAUCGUCAUACUGCUGAUAAUAUUUAUAUUCUCAUUGAGCGUAUUUUAAUUGAGUAUAAUUUGCUUGAUAAGGUGUUUGCUGUAGGUUUUGAUAAUGCUAGUAAUAAUAAUGCUGCUAUACCUAGAUUGCGUGAAUUGUGUGGUGCUUCUACAUUGAUGGGUAGGUUUUUUCAUCAACAUUGUGCAUGUCAUAUUCUAAAUUUGUGUGUACAAGAUGGAUUAGCGGCAUUAGAACAUGCUUUGGAGGUAGUGAAGGGGGGAAUUAAAUUGAUUUGGGCUAACACUCCACUAAAAUUGCAAUGGCGGCAAUAUUUGAAGGAAAGACGUGUCAAUUAUUGUGCUUUUCCUAAAGAUUUGUCUAUUCGUUGGAAUAGUACUUAUAACUUAAUUCAAGUACUUAUUAGAUAUAAAGAUCAUUUUCCUGCUUUUUUAAGGCAAACUUGUAACUAUAUUAUAAACCCGGCUGACAUCGACACUUGUGAAAAAAUUGUUAAUGUUUUGGUAUAUUUUAAUAACGCAACUCAAACUUUUAGUCAUGUAUAUAAACCUACCGCAAACGAAUUUUUUGUUGAAGCUGUUAAUCUCGCCGGCGCAUUUUUAGAAUUUUC